AUGGUUAACUGCUCAACAAGAUGGCCCAAAGCUGACCCUAUGGCAGAUACAUCAGCAGCAGCAUGUGCCAGUGCUUUCCUCUCAUUAUGGGUUUCCAGAUUAAGCGUACCUGAUCACAACAACUCCUACAGAGGCACUACCUUCCUUGGCACCCAGUUGCAUCACACAGCCGCCUACCAUUCUGAGUCCAAUGACAUGAUUGAGGGGUUCCAUCACAUCUUGAAAACAGCCCUCAUGUCUUGCUGCAACUCCUUGACCUGGUACUCACAGCUUCCAUGGGUCCUCCUUGGCCUUCAGGCCACAUCUAAAGAGGGUAUUGACCUUUCAGCACCCAAGAUGGUGUAUGGCGAUCCGCUCGUGAUACCUGGUUAUUCUUCCUCAAUAAUAACACCUCAUCCGACAUCAUUAGACUCUGGACCAUCAUUGGAAAAUUGA
This is a messenger RNA of Macrobrachium nipponense, 435 nucleotides long. RefSeq lists its product as uncharacterized. Gene Ontology annotation, molecular function: nucleic acid binding. The record is from RefSeq and is a predicted model, not a curated record. Lineage: Eukaryota; Metazoa; Arthropoda; Malacostraca; Decapoda; Palaemonidae. The transcript has a single exon. Bases 1 to 435 code for a protein of 144 amino acids.